AUGCGUCACGUCCUUAUCCUCGAAGAUCGCGAAUCGGUCGCCUUUCCGGAGAGUCAUGCACAGGGCUUGAUUCCUUUCUGUCAAGGCAAUCGUCUUCUCCGUGUCGAGCGCCGAUUCGACCUGUGGAGAAAUAUUUUCCAAUCCGGGGCUCGUAGCAACGGGUGGAACCAGAUGCACCGACUGAAUGCCAGCGAAAAACGUGGGAACGGUCUGGGUUCCAUGGAAGUUGUCACACCCGUCGCCAGGUUCAUUGUCGAAGCAUUCGCACUGACUGGCCCCACGCUCGGAAUGCCUAUUGGCUCAUUUACCGCCUUCUUCGACGGUGGCCCAGCUUCAGCAGCUGAACUAUGUGCAACUAUCUUCGACACUACCGUCCGCCGCGAGGCCGCGUGGCAGAUCGCUAUAAGAGAGAGCUAUGCACGCAAUCUAGUGUCAUCCCGACCGUUCGCCAACGCGAACUAUUUCGAGCAAAGGCAGAAAGAACUUGAUAACGACUUCACCCACCCACUGGAGACGUACCCACGAGCGCUCGCGGAGAUUGGAAAUACCGAGGGGUGUAUCAGACGCUGCAACUUUCCUGUUACAGCCUUGCCGUCGACUGAAGAGGUCGAAGACCUCAUAGCGAGACACCGCAAUAGGCCAAGGCUGGGGGGCUCGUCCGAUGCCCAUAAGACAGAAUGCCAAGCAAGACAGAUUGUCAAGACCGUACAGCCCUUGCCCUCGUGGUCCGACCUUUUGCGCGAGGGGCUUACGGGUAGUGAGCGGCAACAGAGAUACGAGGACCGUCGGCGCACCUGA
Messenger RNA from Anthostomella pinea, 798 nucleotides. The record is from the annotation of a GenBank genome assembly. Lineage: Eukaryota; Fungi; Ascomycota; Sordariomycetes; Xylariales; Xylariaceae.